AUGAAAAACAGAAGCCAUAGAUUCUUGACCAAUCAAGCCAUGGAAAAAGAGAGAUUCGUCCCCUCCAGAGAGAACCCUAGAGAUUUAGGGUUUCUACCAGAACGUGGGACGGGCACCAACAGCAAUAUCAACAACAUCAAAGGCAUGCCCAAUGACAUUAUCCAGAAGCCUCUUCCCCCAAUUCUCGAUCGGUUUAGGGCUCUUUUGAGGGAGAGGGAAGAGGAGUUGAGGGUAUCCGACGAUGAUGAUGUUCCGGCGCUGAGCGCUGAAGAGAUUGUUCGACUUUACGAAGUCGUUUUAUCAGAGCUUACUUUCAAUUCCAAGCCUCUUAUAACCGAGCUAACGAUAAUCGCCGGAGAUCAGAGGGAGUACGGCGAGGGAAUUGCUGCUGCAAUUUGCGCCCGGAUUCUCGAGGCGCCUGUCGACCAAAAGUUGCCUUCUUUGUAUCUUCUUGAUAGUAUUGUUAAGAACAUUGGCCGUGAAUAUGCGAGGUAUUUUGCUUCCCAUCUCCCUGAGGUCUUCUGUGAGGCGUACAGGCAAGUUCACUCUAACCUGCAUCCACCCAUGCGUCACCUCUUUGGCACCUGGUCAGCAGUGUUCCCACCUUCAGUGCUUCGCAAAAUUGAGGCAGAACUAAAAUUUUCUUCUUCUGUAAACCAUCCGUCAUCUGGCUUGACGGUUAUGAAAUCAUCUGAAUCUCCAUUUGCUCGACCAACUCAUGGAAUACAUGUGAAUCCAAAGUAUUUGGAGGCAAGACAUCAAUUUGAACAUUCAACUGUGAUGCAUGAAACAAAUUGCAGUCAUAAUGCUGUACAUAUGACAGCCUUUGGAGGAGAAAGACUGGAGAGAAGUACUUCAACAAGCCCAACAGGAUGGUGUGGAGGUUCUCCAAAAUUCCAUGAUGUUCAACAUGCUAGGGGGGGUUCAUCAAGUUUACAGACUUAUGGUCAGAAAUCUGCCAUUGGGUAUAAUGAAUAUGAUAUUGAUAAUUCUGAUGUCUUGGGAGCCCCAAAACUAGGAUCACCUGUGGGUUCUGCCCGUGAAUCAUCUGUCAGUGGAGUAGAAAGACCACACCCUUCAAAAACUAGACUUAUAAGGCCCUCUUCUCCUUCAAGAAUAGGGCUCCCUAGGUCUUCAUCACCACCAGCUGAUGGGUUCAGAACUGAUAAUUCUCCAGGAAGGGUUGUUGAAAGGGACUCUCCAUCUCGUUCUGGAUUUGAUUCCAGGCUUGGCAGAGCAAUUGAUGGUGAUGGUGAUGGGGGUGGGGAUGGGGAGAGGACUGACUGGUGGAAAUUCUGGUCCAAUGACAACCAUCAGCAUGUGGAAAAUUCUAGUGCAAACCUCAGUAAUGGAUCUGAUCGGCAAAGGCCAAGAGCUCUGAUUGAUGCUUAUGGAAAUUGCAAAGGUAAAAAGGGGCAGACAGAGAAGCCUAUAAAGGUUGACCGGCUGGAUGUGAAUGGCAUUAAUAGUGAGACAGCUACAAGAUGGCAGAAUACUGACGAAGAAGAGUUUGUUUGGGAAGAUAUGAGCCCGACUUUAGCAGACCGUAGGAGUAAUGAUCCGAUAGCACCGAAUCCUCCUCUUGAUCGCUUCAAUGGAAGAGCUAGUUUGGGAAGAUCAGGUGCUGCAAGUUUGGAACACGAUUUCAGAAAGGGUAAUUGGCCUAGUCAGAGUCAGCUUGCAAUGGAUGACACUACUGAAGAUGGGGUUUCCAUCCUUGGUUUUAGACAUGGAUCUAUGAUUAAGAAUUCUCCGAGUGGUCCAGGAACUCAAAAUGAAACCACUCACGUUCCAAGUUCUCACUAUACUCAGGAACCUUGGAUUUUACCACAUCACUACCCUCAGUCCUCACAACAGAACCUGGACCUCAACAAAAGAGCAAGAACUGGUCAGCUGUCCUAUCCAGCAGGUGGAAUGGCUAUAUCAGCUGGUCAGAAACUGGCUCGUCAGAUUGAAAAUUUUCCAGAUAGUGAUGCACAACAUCAAAGAUUCUCUAGUGAUGGAUCGAGAAUUGGUUCUUCAAGCCCAAAUUCUUUGAUUGUUGAGCCUGUGUCACCUAUGAUGCCAAUGUUGACGCUGGAGAAGUAUCUGGGACUAGGACCUCACUCAUCUCCCUUGGCUCAACUUCCUUGGCCUCCAGUUAAUGUGCAUAGAUCUCAACCACUUCCUUUGCCCCCCAUUCUUUCACAACAGAAACAAAUUAGAAGUCCAUUUUACACAAUGGAUGUUAACAAGCCAAUUAUGAAUCAGGUUCCAAGUAAAUCUUCUGUGUUGCAUGGACAGCGGUUGGAUGCUUCUGAAAGGAAAGCUCAGAGUUCAAGUAAGCUGAUGCCAUUGCCUAAUCAACAGAUUGGGCUGAUUUCAUUGAAUCAGAGAAACCAGGGACAAGCUGCCCAUCUACAGAGACAAUUAUUUCAGUCUAAGGAUGCACAAGAAAAUUACAUUCCCUUUGCUGCUCCUGAGUUCUCAUCUCAUUUAAUGGCACGAUCUUUGAAUCAGGGACACAUUCCACAAGGGCAUGGACCUAUUAUGAAUUCAAUUUUGUCCAAUCCAACAUCUGGGUUUCGUCCCUCCUCUGUAACUCUACCUAGUAUAUCCAACAACUCCUUCCACUUGCAGGGUGGAGCCUUGCCUCCUUUACCUCCCGGCCCCCCUCCUGCCUCAUCACAAAUGGGAACCUUGCCACAAAAUUUGGGCCCCAUUUCAACGCAGCCGCCGACUGGAAGUGCAUUUUCUGGUCUCAUAAGUUCUCUUAUGGCUCAGGGGUUGAUUUCAAUGACAUCAUCAGCUUCAAUAGAGGAUUCUGUUGGGGUUGACUUCAACCCGGAUCUUCUCAAGGUCCGGUAUGAAUCUGCAAUAAAGGCUUUAUAUGCUGAUCUUCCAAGACAGUGCACAGCAUGUGGUUUACGUUUCAAAUGCCAAGAGGAACACAGUAGUCACAUGGAUUGGCAUGUGACCAGGAAUCGGAUAUCUAAGAACCGUAAGCAGAAACCCUCUCGCAAGUGGUUUGUGAGUACUAGUGUGUGGCUCAGUGGUGCAGAGGCAGUGGGAACUGAUGCAGUUCCUGGGUUUUUGCCCACUGAAGUGGUUGCAGAAAAAAGGGAUGAUGAAGAAAUGGCUGUUCCUGCCGAUGAGAAUCAGAAUGUGUGUGCAUUAUGUGGAGAGCCUUUUGAUGAUUUUUACAGCGAUGAGACUGAGGAAUGGAUGUAUAAAGGAGCCGUCUAUUUGAAUGCACCUGAUGGAUUAACAGCAGGUAUAGAUAUAUCUCAGCUGGGUCCUAUUGUUCAUGCGAAGUGCAGAUCAGAGUCUACAGUAGCUGCUCCUGAAGAUUUUGUACUAGAUGAAGGGGGUGACAAGGGUAAUCAAAGAAAAAAGAUGCGGAGUUAGAAUACUGGCCUUGAUAUAAUCUGUAAAUUAUCUCGAGUUUCUUUAUGGUUAUGGUAUGCUCAACUAAUUUUCACCUUUUCUGUGGAGCCGGCAUACCAUGGCCUCAUGCCAGAAUGAUGUAUAUGUAAAGUUGAACUUUGUACCAUGCAUAAUCUCUUGCAGCAAAAGCUUACAAAAGUUUCUUCCCAAAA
Telopea speciosissima is the source of this 3578-nucleotide messenger RNA. Its product is annotated as polyadenylation and cleavage factor homolog 4-like. The record is from RefSeq and is a predicted model, not a curated record. Lineage: Eukaryota; Viridiplantae; Streptophyta; Magnoliopsida; Proteales; Proteaceae. Bases 1 to 3387 code for a protein of 1128 amino acids. The transcript has 8 exons. Gene Ontology annotation, molecular function: mRNA binding; RNA polymerase II complex binding. Gene Ontology annotation, cellular component: cytoplasm; mRNA cleavage factor complex. Gene Ontology annotation, biological process: termination of RNA polymerase II transcription.